Molecule: messenger RNA, 948 nt
Organism: Artibeus jamaicensis (Jamaican fruit-eating bat)
Lineage: Eukaryota; Metazoa; Chordata; Mammalia; Chiroptera; Phyllostomidae
Product: olfactory receptor 1J4-like
Biological process (GO): G protein-coupled receptor signaling pathway
Cellular component (GO): membrane
Molecular function (GO): G protein-coupled receptor activity; olfactory receptor activity
Source: RefSeq, a predicted model, not a curated record
GAGAUGAGCAGCAUGAGGCCUGGGAACCAGAGCAGCCUGUCCGAGUUCAUCCUCCUGGGGAUCCCCAUCCCUCCAGGGCAGCAGGGCCUGUUCUUUGCCCUGUUCCUGGGCAUGUACCUGACCACAGUGCUGGGCAACCUGCUCAUCAUUCUGCUCAUCAGGCUUGACUCCCGCCUGCACACACCCAUGUACUUCUUCCUUAGCCACUUGGCCUUCUCUGACAUUUGUCUGUCAUGUGUCACUGUUCCUAAGAUGCUAAUGAAUAUGUACACACAGCAACAAUCCAUUCCCUAUGUGGGAUGCAUUUCUCAGUUGUAUUUUUUCAUAAUUUUUGCUACUCUUGACAAUUUCCCCGCGAUGAUGGCAUAUGACAGGUACAUGGCCAUCUGUCACCCUCUACACUAUAACACCAUCAUGAGGGAGGAGUUGUGUGUGCUGCUGGUGGCUGCCUCAUGGGUUACUGCAUGUGCUCAUGCACUGUUGCACACUGUCCUCUUGGUCCGACUGUCCUUCUGUGCUGACACUGUCAUUACCCACUUCUUCUGUGACCUCACUGUGCUCCUGAAGGUCAGCUGCUCAGACAUCUACCUCAAUGAGCUAGUCGUCUUAACUGAGGGAGGAAUGUUUAUAUUCUUGCCUCUAGCUAUUAUUCUGGGUUCAUAUAUCCAUAUAGGGACUAUUAUCAUGAAGGCUCCCUCCACUAAGAGACUGUUGAAAGCUUUUUCUACCUGUGGCUCCCAUCUCUUUGUGGUGUCUUUAUUCUAUGGGACACUUGCUGUUGUUUACCUUUUCUCCUCCUCAUGGGAUUCCAAAGACAUCAUUGCUUCAGUCAUGUAUACGGUAGUCAUCCCAAUGCUGAACCCGUUCAUCUAUAGCCUGAGGAACAGAGAUGUAAAGCAGGCCUUAGAAUAUUUGUCAACCAGGUUAAAGAAGUUAAUAUGUCAAUGA